UCUACAUAUAAAAAAAAUGGGUAUUAGUUUCUCAUCCUUGUUCAAUGAACUCUUUGGCAAAAGAGAGAUGCGUAUUUUGAUGGUUGGUCUUGAUGCUGCCGGUAAGACAACCAUCUUAUACAAACUUAAAUUAGGUGAAAUCGUGACCACCAUUCCUACUAUUGGUUUCAACGUCGAAACUGUUGAAUAUAAAAACAUUUCCUUCACCGUUUGGGAUGUUGGAGGACAAGACAAGAUUCGUCCCCUCUGGAGACAUUAUUUCCAAAAUACCCAGGGUAUCAUCUUUGUUGUUGACUCUAAUGACCGAGAUCGUAUCUCAGAAGCCCGUGAUGAACUUCAACGUAUGUUAAACGAAGAUGAACUUCGUGAUGCUCUUUUACUUGUGUUUGCCAACAAACAAGAUCUUCCUAACGCUAUGAAUGCUGCUGAAAUCACUGAUAAACUCGGUUUACACUCUUUGAGAAACAGACACUGGUAUAUUCAAACUGCCUGUGCAACAAGUGGUGAUGGUCUUUAUGAAGGUUUGGAAUGGUUAUCUUCCAACUUGAAGAGACGCUCUUAAGCUUCAUUUAUAAUUAUUAGCUUAUAAAAUAAAUGUAUCAUAAAGUUUCAUUCCUUUUUUUUUUUGUUGAAGAGGGGAAGUAAAUCAUCAAUCAGAAAGACAAUAGACGUUUUCUGUACCUUUCUGAGUUUUUAACAUGGAAAUCAAUUACUUGCUUUAUUGCUGCAGUCAACAAGAAAGGGAGG
Rhizopus microsporus ATCC 52813 is the source of this 747-nucleotide messenger RNA. RefSeq names its product ADP-ribosylation factor Arf1. Gene Ontology annotation, biological process: intracellular protein transport; vesicle-mediated transport. Bases 17 to 562 code for a protein of 181 amino acids. Lineage: Eukaryota; Fungi; Mucoromycota; Mucoromycetes; Mucorales; Rhizopodaceae. The transcript has 4 exons. Gene Ontology annotation, cellular component: plasma membrane; cytoplasm. Gene Ontology annotation, molecular function: GTPase activity; GTP binding. The record is from RefSeq and is a predicted model, not a curated record.